CUAGAAGACUAUAUAACGAUAUACCUUAACGAUAUCUUAAUAUACUUAAGCCUUAACCUAGACCUUAAGAAGUAUAUAUUUAUAAUAAAGGAAGUUAAAUACCUAAAGUAUAUCGUAGAGGUAGGAGUCUAUAUUCGCCCUAACCCUAAGAAGAUCAAGGCUAUUUAUAAAUAG
This is a messenger RNA of Thermothielavioides terrestris NRRL 8126, 174 nucleotides long. RefSeq lists its product as uncharacterized. The record is from RefSeq and is a predicted model, not a curated record. NCBI's taxonomy places the organism in Eukaryota, Fungi, Ascomycota, Sordariomycetes, Sordariales, Chaetomiaceae. The annotation marks the transcript as partial. The transcript has 2 exons.